Molecule: messenger RNA, 4218 nt
Organism: Polypterus senegalus (gray bichir)
Lineage: Eukaryota; Metazoa; Chordata; Cladistia; Polypteriformes; Polypteridae
Product: E3 ubiquitin-protein ligase DTX3L-like
Exons: 8
Coding region: 113-2326 (737 amino acids)
Biological process (GO): protein ubiquitination; Notch signaling pathway
Source: RefSeq, a predicted model, not a curated record
CUAGACUGCAUAUAAAAUAGUUGCCUUUCAGUUUCGUUUCUUAAGAUAUGGUAGAUCGAAACAGAGCAGAGGUUGUGCACUAGUUAACAUACGACAGCGGCGACUGAAGCAAAUGCACCCUCUACAGCAGUCUACUAAAGAGAGAGUGACCUCCAGCAGAAGUUGUCAGCAAGUGGUCCCAGUACAGAGACAGAAGCUCAUACUUGUUGGUGGAUUGCCUUGUUCAUAUAAGACUUCAGAAGCAGUAAGAGUCAUUAUGGCAAUGGCUGAAGAGGAACCCAUGGACACAAGUGAUUCAUCAACACCUCAAAAUGAGCUGUCAAAUGGAAGUACACUGUAUGAAUUAUUUGCUGAAGUGAUCUAUCCUAAAAGUGAUUGGCACUUAAACCAUGAAAAAUUUCUGCAUUCAACAAUCCAGACUGAACUUAACAAGCAGAAACUUGGCAACCUUUUAACAGCGGAUUUCCUUGGAAGGGACCAAACCAAUGCAAUAUUGAUAUUGGACACAAAUAAAGCCAUAAGCCAUCUUUUGGAAAAAGGGAAUAUAUCUGAUAAGAAUGGAGCUAUUAGAUUUUCAUUGACGCCACCACUAUCUGCAAGUUCCAGUUACCCCGUCCAGACUCGGGAUGGGCAGGGAGAAAAUGUUACAGUCUUUGUCCCACCAACCCAACAUUCUCUUGCUUUGGAGCAGUCUAUGUUUAUGAAUGAAAGAAAUCAACUUCCUGGUGUCAGUUCUACUCCUGGGCAUUCUGUUAAUGAAAAUAAAAGUACAGCAAUUGACCAAAGCAUUCAUACUGAAACAAGUGCUGUGGGACAAAGGCAGGAAGCAAAUGAAAGUGCAGAAGGAACAUCAGGAAUGCCUGUGGACAAGGACAAUGUCACACUGUCAGUUUUCCAUUAUAACUAUAUCUGCAAGGCCUUCAAAGAGAAGAUCAGAGCUAUAGAGCAUGACACAGGAGUCGAGAUAGAUGCACAGGUGUCCAUAUCCUUCAGACCAAAAGUACCAACAGAAAAGCAUGAGAACUUUGUGAGCGCAAAGGAACGCUUCUGUGACCUGUGUCAGUCCGUUAUUAAUGUUCUAGGCAGUAGAACUAUACCAUACUCUGAUCAUAUCAUGGAGCGUUUCAAUGCAAUGCCAAAUAACUCAAUGUUUGAACUUAUGGAGUUAGCAGAGGGCUAUCGGCUCAUAGGCCCAGAAUCAGACCUUGAUCAGUUUAUACAUGGUCUUACAGUAGUGGGGCCAGCAAGACAACAAAACUAUAAGAAAAUUGAAUUUUUCUGUGAAGAUUCAGAACUAUCAAAAGACAUAGAGAUGUGUAAAAUACACUGGGAUUUUCUAAAGUGUUUGUUUGGCAAACAGCUGCAGUCAUUAAAAACCAAGUUCGGAGUGAAUGUUGAUGAGCAAACUAACAGUGGAUCAAGCAGUUCAGUGAAGAUUGCCAUAGCGUCAUGCGAUGCCAGGUUGAACCUCCAAAGUCACGCCUGCCAAGCACUGUUAGAUCUUUAUCAGAAAGUGGCUGGCAGCCUGAUGCAGAGAUCUAUAAAGAACAAAAAGGACAUGGAGGAAGCAAAGUUGAUGUUUCAAGAAAUCCGUUCCAGUCAUCCCUAUGUUAAUGACUAUCAGGAGAAAGACCAAUGGAUACUUGUAGGUUUUAUAAAGCACUUGUACUGGACUGUGAAGGAGAUUGAGAAGAAAAUAGGGAGGAAGAUAUUUCAAGAUAUUAAGCUUUCCCCAGUUAGUUCUGCAUCAGGUCAAGCAUGCAAGGAGAAAAGUGAUGAUGAAGAACUGUGCUCCAUAUGCCUUGAUAACUUUACAAAAAAAGUUACACUAUCAUGUAAACAUGAGUUCUGUGGAGAUUGCUGGAAAAGAGCAAAGCAAGGUAAUCCAGUAUGUCCCAUCUGUAAAGCUGUGCAUGGAAAAAUAACGGGGGACCAGCCUGAUGGAAUCAUGACAUCUCAUACAAUACAUACAUCUCUACCUGGGUUCAGAUGUGGUACAAUACAAAUCAAUUAUGACAUUCCUCAUGGAAUACAGACGGAGAAGCACCCAAAUCCUGGCAAACCCUUUUUAGGUGCUUACAGGAAAGCUUAUCUGCCCGACAACAAAGAGGGCAGAGAAGUGCUUGCACUUCUCAAGAGGGCAUUUGAUCAAAAGCUUAUUUUUACCGUUGGAACUUCUCGAACAACAGGGACAGAAAAUAUGGUCACCUGGAAUGAUAUUCAUCACAAGACCAGUAUGAAUGGAGGACAAAGCUGCUAUGGAUACCCUGAUCCAGAAUACCUCAAGAGAGUGAGAAGCGAGCUCAAAGCUUUUGGGAUUGAAUGAACACCACGUAACGGCAUCAUGAAGCAGCAGUGGACACACUGCCACAACCAAUAGGCCUACCAAUGCAAGGACACUGUAGACUAGUCAAGUAUAUUGUGAAUUUAUGUCAGCCAUCAUAGUGACCACAGGCACCUACUGAGCAACCAAAUCAAUGAUCACAUUCAAAAUCUUAUCAUAUAAGUACUGUACACAAUUGUGGAUGUUACUUUCAUUUAAAAAUGUACUUCAAAUACAAUUGCUGAUGUGAGUUUGAGCAGUCUCCAGACAUAGCUGGUAAUGUUUGUUUUUUAUUAUUGUUUAUUUUGAAUAUAAUUUAGGAGGAGGGUCUUGAGUAUAUGUCAACUUCUGUAAUCUGUAAAUGUAUUUGAUUUGAUAUAAUGAUGUGCAAAUGAUGAGAAGCAAACAAGAAAACUCCAAAUUCAAUAUAAUCUCUGUACUUGAAUAGGCAGGGACAUGAAGGCCUACUGGUUAGCAUUGCUGCAUCAAUGUUGCUGUGCUGUUUCUGGUAAAAGAUGUUCUAAAACAGUGUGUGUGCAUACUGUAUGUGUAUCAUAUUAUUAUAUCAUGUAGAGAGAGUGUGAAUAUUGAUGUCAUUUCUUGCAUGCCUAAGAUUUAUCUAAUCAGAUACUCGAGAGUUGUUUUCUUUUAAAAUUUGGACCAACAACGGAGCUCACUUCCUCCUUUAUGUCCUUCAGUUGAUUCUUUCUUUGUCUGUCUGUCUCUCUCUAGACUGCCACUUUGCUCAGCCUUCAUUAUGUCCUCUUGACAUAAACUGGCACUGAAGGAUUAUGUUUUUGUUAGACUUUUGUCAUUUCAUCGGAAAUGUUCAGUUCUAAGCUUUGAUACCAGACAUAGUAGACCGGAUUUUCUGUUUCAGCUUGAUAAUUACUUAAUUUCUAGCGAGAAGAUUUAGAAAAACAAAUUUACUUUAAAUAUUGAUAUAUCGUGUUAUAAAAGUAUAGGGAGACAUGCCUCUACAAUAAAACAUAACUUUGAAAAGCUUGGGGCAUUUGACUGGCAUGCUGUGUAUUUUUGUAAUGUUAUUUAUUGUUUUUCAGCUCAUUGACAUCUGAUGGUCUGCUCUUAUUAGCUCACAGAGGCCUACUUAAGGCACUGACUGGUCUAUCUCCUGGGUGCCACUGUUCCCAGAAUCCUCUACUCUCAAGUCCAGUGAUGUCCUCUAUUAGUCUAAUCUUGUCACCGUUCACUGACAUUUUUGUUUAUUAGGAAAGUCUAAACUAGGCAGAGCACAGCAAUAUAUUUUAGUUUAGAGGUACUUUAUGGUAAUUAGCCACUUAAACUUCUUCCUUCAUCCAUCAGUCCCAAACAUUCAAAACCCAUGUUUUCCAUAAUAGUACAAGUAGUACAGUGGCUUGUUGUUAAUGAAAUGUCAGUCCAUUGCACAGCAACAGUCACUCACCACAGGGCAGCUUAGUCGUCAGUCCGUCUGUUUGGCUGGAGGUCACCUGCCCCUUUUAAGAACUUUACACGAGAAGCACUCCAAUUGGGCAUCAGACCAGGUUCUUGGAGUUGGGAGACAGCACUGCUGCUCCUGUGCCACCAUACCUUCCUUGUUUUUUUUAAAAAAAAAAAAAAUUGAUACAAGUGAUCGGACAUGCACAGUGAAGGAGCCACAUCUGCUAUUAGUGUCUAGACGCCACUGACUGAAUGAUGACAACUGUUCUACAGUGUAACAUUUAUGGUAGACAUGUUGUCUGUGCUUAACAUUGUGACCAUUAUGCAUUUGUGUUGUGUGUGUGUGUGUUGUGUGCACGUGUGCUGUACAGCUGAGCUGUUGUUUCUUUAACCUCUUUCCUUUUCAGCAUGGAAAUAACUUUUAGCCUUGUUUUUCUCCAAUACUUAUCUUGACCUGGGGUAUUGACUUUAGAUCU